Dichomitus squalens LYAD-421 SS1 is the source of this 771-nucleotide messenger RNA. RefSeq lists its product as uncharacterized. The transcript has 4 exons. The coding region runs from base 1 to 771 and encodes 256 amino acids. The record is from RefSeq and is a predicted model, not a curated record. Lineage: Eukaryota; Fungi; Basidiomycota; Agaricomycetes; Polyporales; Polyporaceae.
AUGGCCGAGCUCCCCCCGUACGAGAGCGGCGCUGCUGUGGACACUGCCGAUAUAAGCGUCAUCGGGUUGGACAAGCCGCCUAGCGUGGGUGGCGCGAAUCAGGCCGCGCCUUCUAACGCGUUCGCUGGGCCGCAUUCACCAAUGCUAAACCCAUAUGACGACCCUGCAAAUGUCUACGGCCAGCAGCAGAAAUUGCACUACACCCAACGCGGAUCCAGUAACGUCCCGGGAUUAGAGACGCGAGACACUACCGGUCUCGGUGCUGUUGGCGGCGCUCCCGUUGGAGGCACCGCUGCUCCUACAAAUCACAGUCAGCUGCCAGAUGGCGGCAAGGUCGGACCUUCUGCUCAGGAACAUCAUCCUCCUUUGGCCAUAUGGAUCGAGUCGAGGACACAGCCUCUGCAAGUAGGUGCUGUCCCGGCCUCUCCUUCCCCCUCCGACUACACAGACAACAUGUCGAUAUCCUCGUCCAUCAUCCCGCCUUCGUAUCACACGCAUUACUCACACCCCGAUCUUCCUUCGUACCUUCCCGCGCCACCUAGCUCAAACCACGGCUCCACGCAAGAGCCCCGCGCGCCGCCAUCUGCCUUCACAACCAACAGAUCACAUCCGCCCCCGCUGCCAUUUACUAGUCAAGAAGACCAGUUCGCGGACAGUCGAGAACGAGCCGGUGGGGCUUCAGACGGUCGUAGGGUUUUAGGAGAAGAGUGGGACUAUCAAAUUAGCGGGCUUGAUACGAUGCUGCUACCUGAAUACGGCGACAAUGUAUAG